Messenger RNA from Botrytis porri, 3430 nucleotides. RefSeq lists its product as uncharacterized. Bases 439 to 3072 code for a protein of 877 amino acids. NCBI's taxonomy places the organism in Eukaryota, Fungi, Ascomycota, Leotiomycetes, Helotiales, Sclerotiniaceae. Gene Ontology annotation, cellular component: nucleus. The record is from RefSeq and is a predicted model, not a curated record. Gene Ontology annotation, biological process: DNA-templated transcription; regulation of DNA-templated transcription. The transcript has 7 exons. Gene Ontology annotation, molecular function: zinc ion binding; DNA-binding transcription factor activity, RNA polymerase II-specific; DNA binding.
CUUUUAUAGACCCCAAACCUUAUGGGUAGUUGUGAUACGGACGUAUAGACCCUCAUCGCCAGACAUUUUUACAGGCAUUAGAGGAGGCCUGAUAAAGUUCUAGUGUUCCUUCCGAAUCUCGAUAACCUAACUCCACCUCUUCUUCAAUUUCUUAUCGAAAAGCAUAGCAGCGCAGCUUUGUUCUUUGCAUUUUCCUUAUUAUAUAAUAUACACCAUUCAUUGACAAGCCGUUUGUCACAUUGCAACAUUGCCUGGUUCAUCGAAUUAAUAAUUGCCUUUGCGAUUAUCUUUAUUUAAAUCACGCCGGCACGAUUUCGUUGCGAUAACAAGUUCUCACGACACAUCACACCCUGCAAGCUUACUGGACGUCGAUGAUCGGUUGCAUUGGAUGCGGAGGGAACCCAUUCUUUCAAAGUUUGAAUCAUCCUUCAAUGUGAAAUGUCUUCAAACUCGAAUACACCUCGCGAAGACUUUUUCAAUGACUUUUCGCAACAAACAACCAAUUUAAGGCCAAACAGUAGUGUGAAAGAUACGGGCAAUAUGGCAGGUCGAAUAGAUGGAAAUGGAGGAGACUCGACAAUUCCAAAACCGAAGAGAAUUGCAUGUAUUAUAUGUCGAAAAAGAAAACUUAAAUGCGAUAGUUCAAAACCAAGUUGUUCAACGUGUACGCGAUUAGGACAUGAUUGUGCUUAUGAUCCUGUGCGAAGAAAGUCUGGCCCAAAACGUGGCUAUGUGAAAGCAUUAGAAGAAAGAUUGAAACAAGUCGAGAAUAUGCUCAAAUCACAAGAACCUACAACUACAAGUCCAAGUACAAGCAAUGCUAGCGGGGCUGGGUUGCGGACCGGCCCUACCCCAGAUCUUAACGUUCCUAGUCCGAAUAUUGGAGUAUACGGCGAGCGAUGGCGCUAUAACAAUGAUGCUCAACCGACGUUGAAUGAAAUGGGAUUUUCGGCCACUGUUGGUAUGGGAAUGGGGCUUGAUGACUUUCCCUCUACGUGGGAGAUGAUUGGUCUUGGGAUUGAGGAACCAUUGCCCCUCCAAGAGGUAGUUGAUGAGUUGCAUGAAAUUUACUUCGAAAUUAUUCACCCUUCCCUCCCAAUGAUCCACAAAUAUCGGUACCUUGCUGCAAUGAAUCUUGCGCCAAAUCAACGGCCACCAGUUUCAUUACGAUAUGCAAUGUGGACGCUGGCAGCUUCCAGUUCAGAAAAAUACAUGGAUCUUAAAGACCACUUCUAUCAGCGAGCCCGAAAAUACAUGGAAAUGGAUACGCUGAAAGGAUUUGGUGAAAGCAUAAUUUCUGUUUCGCAUGCACAAGUUCAUAUUCUUUUAGCUUUUUACGAAUUCAAAAUGAUGCACUUUCCUCGAGCUUGGAUGAGCACUGGGGCUGCUAUUAGAUUAUGUCAAAUGAUGGGUCUACAUAGACUUGAUAAGCCUGGUUUAGAAGUCAAGCAGUGUCUACCACCACCGCGAGAUUGGACAGAAAAGGAGGAGAGGCGUAGAACUUUUUGGAUGGCCUUUUGCGAAGAUCGGUAUGCUAGUAUCGGUACUGGCUGGCCUAUGACCAUCGAUGAGAAGGAUAUCACAUCGGACUUACCAUCUUCAGAGGAUGCUUUCAACAUGAGUAGACCGGAAAGAACGCAAAGUUUGACUGAUUCAAUGAGUCCCCAGGGCGCCUCUAAGUUGUCACCAUUCGCUGGUGUUGUUUUGAUGGCGUCACUUUUUGGAAGAAAUCUCCUACAUCUACAUCGUUCUGAUCCUGGUCAUCGUGAUAACGACUUAAAUGGGGAGUUUUGGAAGCGGCAUCGACACAUGGACAAUAUCCUUCUCAAUACAUCCCUCUCUUUACCUUUCCACCUUCGACUGCCUCACGGAAUGGCUAAUCCUAAUAGUGUAUUCUUAAAUAUGAAUAUUCAUGCUUCUACCAUCUGCCUACAUCAAGCAGCAAUAUUUAAAGCUCAAAGCAAUCGACUGCCUGAUACUGUCGCCGCCGAAAGCAAAAUCAGAGCCAUCAGUGCUGCCAAUGAGAUCACAAGCAUCAUGCAGAUGAUCUCGCAUAUGGAUCUAUCAACUAUGAAUCCAUUUAUAUGUUUCUGUCUCUACGUAGCCGCACGCGUUUUUGUGAAACACCUCAACGAUACACCAAAAGAUUCUCCAGUUUCGGAUUCUCUAAGAUUUCUCUUGAAAGCCAUGAAUGCCUUAAAGAAGAAGAAUCCUUUGACAGAGUCCUUUCUUGUACAAUUGGACGUUGAUUUGGAGGCCAUGGGAAUGCGCAAUAGUAAAAAAGAUGGAUCUUGGGAUGAGACUUUGAUGGGAUCCAAGGAGACUGGGAUGCCCGGAAUGAAUCCAACCACUACUGGAGCAAAUAAUCAAUCUGGGUGUAACGUUGUGCGAUUCGCAGAGGGAGGAGGUCCGGAUGCCUUUCGAGUGAUAGGCGACAGUCCCACUAACCCUCAAGAAACAUCACGCAGUAUUUCUGCCGAUAACGAACAAGGGAUUAGGAGAACGUCAACAAGCCCUAUCGUUGAUCCAUUCCCUCGUGACUUCGACGUGGAACAGAGAGGCUGGCCUAAGUUGAACGGACAAACACAAGCUCGAGACUUGAGGCGAGGCGUACCUGUCAGUCAAAGCAGAGAAUCAAACGGCAAUACAUACAUCCACGAUGUUUCAAACACCGGCAUGAGAACGGGUCUAUCUUCCAAUACUGGCAAUACUUCCACCCAUCCAGCACUCAGAUCCACGUCUGAUAGUCGACCUCCUACUCUACAACAUGGACAGAAUACUACAAAUACUGGAUCCUAUGAAACUCGUGCAGCACCAGAUACCAAUCGCGAAGUACGUCUCAUGGAUGCGUUUUUCUCGACACCUCCGGGAUAUAAUAACAUUCCAGCUGGGUCGAAUAUAACACCAUCCGUAUAUAGUAUGCCAGAAACGCCUGGGAGAACAUAUACGACUCCAGAUCCGUGGCCGCAGCAGACGACUACGGGACUGACGCCGGUGGGGGAGGGGGUGUUUAGACAAAUGAUGGGGUUGGGACCCAUGGAUCCGAUGGAUAUCUGGGAGGGGAAUAACUGAGUUACUAACUUUAUGAAAUUUAUCAGGUGAUGGGUUCGGGUCUAGGUUUAGGUCUGGGCUGCUCGGAUAUAAUGCGAUAUGAUAUGAUGUGUUUUGAAUUAGCUAUGGAUACAAAUAUGGUCCAGGAGAAAUAUCGAGGAAGGCAACAUUGGCUUGGAUUGACAUUGGCGUUGGAAUAUCACAUUGGCUUUGCUAUGAGAACCUCUUUUUGGUUUAAGGGUAGAAUCAGGUUGCAGCUGACAUCAUGGAGUAUACUGUAUAGAAGUAUACCGUAUACUUGAUGGGCGAGGUUUGUAUGAUAGAUAUCUGAUGUAAUAAUUUGGAUUUAACACUUUAUUUUGAAGAUCCAAGAUUCAUC